UUCCUGUUCAUAGUGCAGAGUACGGACCCAAGAUCGCUGAGGGCGUUCACUUGUGUUCUGAGGAAAGUAGAAGAACGACUCACAUCCUGGCGUUCACUUGUGUUCUGAGGACAGUAGAAGAACGACUUCCAUCACAUGUGUUCUGAAGAAAGUAGAAGAACGACUCCCAGCCUGGUGUUCAUUUGUGUUCUCAGGAAAGUAAAAGAACGACUCCCAUCACUUGUGUUCUGAGGAAAGUUGAAGAACGACUCACAUCCUGGCGUUCACUCCUGGAGGAGGAAGAGGUAGAGGGUGACAGUGGUUAUCCUUGAACUAUUUGAGCGAUAAUCAAGGGGCAAGGCCUCAUGUAGUCUCACUCACUGAAUCAAAACAACACAAAUAAACAAUUGAAUGUCACGUUAGGGGGAACUACUCUAUAUUCUCGACUAACUUGAUUGUGUCGCAGCUCAGUAAGUCGGGGAGGUGACCCCCAUAACGUGAUUGUUGGCAAGAGAGUGGACUUGACACUCACAAAGGAGAUAGUUUACACCAUCAAAGACUAGGUCGCUGUCCUCGUCUUGAAUAACACGACGAUGAAGGUAAUUCUGAGGAAUUGUAGUUGGCAGUGUGUAAGUUGGUCUCGGGUACUCGCCCUCGUCCUCUUUUUGUUCCUAAUCUUGGCACUAAAAACCUUCAUAGCUCUGCCACCCCCACCACAGCGGGUCAUGGUGAAGGAAAUACUAUAUGGUAUGGGCCAGACAGGUCAGCCAAAACAUCACCAAAUACUCUUGUGGUCACAGAUGCGGUCAGGAUCAAUGUUUACACAGAAACUGCUCACCGCCCUCUCCUGCACUUUCCUGUCGGAGGAACCAUUACGCGAUGCUGGUAUAACAGAUACACACUCCUCCAUUAAACUCCUAAGAGACAUCCUACACUGCCGGUUCUCCCAACAAAGUAACUAUACCCAAAAGUGGAUUCACGGGCAUCAUACAAACGAACGUAAAUUCAAGACACUGUGUCAAGACUACGGCCUAUUAUGCAAGGAUCCUGCCUGGAUGGAUGAUAUGUGCAAAGGGUCGUGUGUCAAUUUUGUUAGGGUAGUAAAACCUGAAAUGGGGAUCGUUACGUCCCUGCUUGAGGACGCCGCCCUCAGGACCCAACUGGUACACUUGGUGAGGGACCCGCGGGCCCUCCUAGCCUCCCGCUCCUACUUGGAAGAGGGACAGGAAAUUAUUAAACUCAUCAACGGGACCUUCUUCACCCGGGAUGAGAAGGAACCCGCCAAGGUGUGUGAGAGAUACCGUCAAGAUCUGACCGCUGCUCGACUCCUCCUCCAUCAUUACCCACACAGGUAUACAAUGGUGCGGUAUGAGGACCUGACUCUGAAUCCUGAACGUGUAAUACGCCAACUGUACACAUUCUUAGGUCUCCCUUACACCGCCUUAGUGGACUACAUGGUGACCACAAUGACUAUAGGUAUCAAUACAGAGUACGAGAAUCUCCAUCCCUUCUCUACCCGUAAGAACACCACGAAUAAAAUGUGGGCAUGGAGGGAGCGACUGACCUACCCGCAGAUGUUACACAUACAAACUUUGUGUAGUGAUGUGCUGGAGGCUUAUGGUUAUCCGAUCUUCACCUCCCAACAAGAUUUCGAGGGUUGGAACUCUCCACCGUAGCCCCUCGAUACCACCCUCUGGAGCACAAACAUACCCACCAUGUAUGACCUAGAUCAAUCUAUUACUAAUUAAAACUAAUAAAUUGUCCAGUUCUAAAGGAAUUGUAAAUGGAAAAAGAUGGUGAUUAUUGCUAUUAUCUUUCUGCCUCUCAUCAACACUAUGCGGUUUGAGCCACUUUGGACAGAUUCAUAUAAUCAUUAUUUUGUUUUUAUUUAUCUUUUUACCCAGGAUGUAACACAGUUAUUGAACUAUUGUGAUGUAAGUUAUGGAAUAUGCGAUAAUGUGUGUGUGUGUGUGUGUGUGUGUGUGUGUGUCAAUCCUGCCUCCCACAACACAAACGACGCUAUGGCUACUGAACAGGUACUUAUUAGAUACGAAUUUCUUGGGGCAAAUACUUUACCCUCCCGCCCCUUAACACUAAUCUAUGAGGCACAACACACCUUCAGUAUAUACGUUAGACUCUUGAGGUGCUAAUAAGGUUGAUAAUAGCUGCGGUAAAUUUGCAAUUUCAACCAAUAUGGCUCUCGAGCUGAGCAGAGUGUAUUUCCAAUGGUUUAGACAAUUUUAAAACACUUUUCUUCGAUGACGUUGCCCUCGCAAAUGACCUAACCUAAGCAAACAUAACUGAACCUCCUAACCUGGGGGGGCUCCGCCCCCCUGGAUCCCCCUUAUAAUUAAAUAAUUUGCGAAGGAAACGCCAACAGUGCGUGACAGAGACGUGACCGAUCGCCCGGGCGGCUGGCGAGCCGAUCUUUUGGUGA
Messenger RNA from Homarus americanus (American lobster), 2416 nucleotides. RefSeq names its product carbohydrate sulfotransferase 1-like. The transcript has 2 exons. Gene Ontology annotation, biological process: sulfur compound metabolic process; N-acetylglucosamine metabolic process. Gene Ontology annotation, molecular function: N-acetylglucosamine 6-O-sulfotransferase activity. NCBI's taxonomy places the organism in Eukaryota, Metazoa, Arthropoda, Malacostraca, Decapoda, Nephropidae. The coding region runs from base 573 to 1655 and encodes 360 amino acids. The record is from RefSeq and is a predicted model, not a curated record.